This is a messenger RNA of Podarcis muralis (Common wall lizard), 3341 nucleotides long. It is a transcript of the gene MAPKAPK2, whose product is annotated as MAPK activated protein kinase 2. Gene Ontology annotation, molecular function: ATP binding; protein kinase activity. The record is from RefSeq and is a predicted model, not a curated record. Gene Ontology annotation, biological process: protein phosphorylation. NCBI's taxonomy places the organism in Eukaryota, Metazoa, Chordata, Lepidosauria, Squamata, Lacertidae.
UGUCUCGGCGCUCGAGAGACGUUCCGCGAGCAGCCGGGCGCUGGGGCCAAGCUGGGGCGGGAGGGGAGCCGCGAGAGAAGGGCGGGCGGCCGCUUCUUCCGGCCGGGAGCUCCGGCGGGCGCGGGUCGCAACAAAGGAGGGGUCGCGCCUUUCGCCAGCGCCCAGGAGGAUCGGGAAGACCCCUGAAUUUCCGACCCGGCUGCCGCGCGCAAAACUUCAUACUGUUGGGGGAGAGGGAGGAGGGCGAGAAGGAGGGGCGAGGCGAGGCGGCCCGGGAGGGAAGAGCUGCUGGUGGCCUCGGCUCCCCUGACGGCACGAUGCUGUCCAACACCCAGAACCAGAACCCCCAAAUACUUUUCCCCAACCCGCCGCCGCCGCCCCCGCCGCCGAUCCAGCCGCCCCAACAGCAGCAGCAGCAGCAGCAACUGGCCCAGCAACAACAAUUCCCCCAGUUCCACAUCAAGUCCGUCCUCCCGAUCAAGAAAAACGCCAUCACGGAUGAUUACAAGGUCACCACGCAAGUCCUAGGGCUGGGGAUUAAUGGGAAAGUUUUGGAAAUCUUCAACAAGAAAACUGGAGACAAAUUCGCUCUGAAGAUGCUGCAAGACUGUCCGAAAGCUCGCAGGGAGGUGGAGUUGCACUGGAGGGCAUCUCAGUGUUCUCAUAUCGUGAAGAUUAUAGACGUCUAUGAAAAUCUUUACCAGGGUCGAAAAUGUCUCCUGAUAGUCAUGGAAUGCUUGGAUGGUGGGGAACUCUUCAGUCGAAUUCAAGACAGAGGGGACCAGGCGUUCACAGAAAGAGAGGCUUCUGAAAUAAUGAAGAGCAUCGGAGAAGCCAUUCAGUAUUUACACUCAAUCAACAUUGCACACCGGGAUGUUAAGCCAGAAAACCUCCUAUACACCUCAAAAAGGCCCAACGCUGUAUUAAAACUCACCGACUUUGGAUUUGCUAAAGAAACCACCACACAUAACUCCCUAGCUACACCAUGCUACACACCAUACUAUGUGGCUCCAGAAGUACUAGGCCCAGAGAAAUAUGAUAAGUCCUGCGAUAUGUGGUCCCUUGGUGUCAUCAUGUAUAUUUUGUUGUGCGGGUACCCCCCUUUCUAUUCCAACCAUGGUCUGGCUAUUUCUCCGGGCAUGAAGAAACGGAUCCGGAUGGGUCAGUACGAAUUUCCCAACCCAGAGUGGUCAGAAGUAUCUGAGGAAGUUAAGCAGCUGAUCCGGAAUUUGCUGAAGACGGAUCCAACCCAGCGAAUGACUAUAAUGGAGUUCAUGAAUCACCCUUGGAUCAUGCAAUCAAUGCAAGUGCCACAAACCCCGCUGCACACUAGCAGAGUUUUGAAAGAAGAGAAAGAUCUUUGGGAGGACGUUAAGGAGGAGAUGACAAGUGCCUUGGCCACCAUGAGAGUGGAUUAUGAACAAAUCAAGAUUAAGAAAAUUGAAGACUCAUCCAACCCGUUGCUUAUGAAGAGGCGGAAGAAAGCAAACCCCGCUGAACCUACAGCACUCCCCCACUGAGGAUUCAGUAGAGCCAAACCUGGUGGUUGUGAAAGCAAUAACUAUAUCUAUAUAUUUUUUAAAACAAAUUGGAGAUAAAGACUGUCAUAUCAAACACAUGGAAUUCAGAUCUUUAUACCAGACUAGUUUUUUUUUUUUUAGCUGCCUCUCAUGGUUCUGACCUUUCUGAGGUCCAGCAGGAGACAGCUGCUCUAUGUACAAAACAUACUUUUAUGUUAUUUCCCAGCCCCUGGUCCUGUAGGGAAAUAUUUCUGGUAAUCAGAUUUUGUUUGUUUGUUUAGUAACACCCCCCCUUGGUUUUUUUCUCCUUCAGAGACACUGAAAUUCCUGUGAUCACCAUUUAAAGGUUAAUAAUAUAAAUAAAAUAUAUAUAAUCUAUAUUUUUAAAACUACUGUAGAGCUGAAAUCAAGAUAGGAGUCCUGUGCUGAGUACAGCGGUUGUUGUUUUAGAGUUAAAGGCUUUCAGUUUGUGUCGACAACAACAACAAAAGGCCAGGGCUGUUGAAGAAUUCCACCUGAAAACAAAGGCACUGACGAUACUGUGGUCUUCAUUUAACAUCAAGAACUGUUCUUGGCUGAUGGACCUUAAAUUCAGUUUGGGAAGUUAUUGUCCCAAGUACAAUAGGGCUCCUUAAACUGAAAGCCUUCUGCCUCUAACUGUGCAAUCACAGGAUUGACUUCCUCUCACUUGUGCGUUUGUGGAUUGUAUGUAAUGAUGUGAUAGGAUGGAUAUUGUAAGUAUUGGCAGGAAGGCCCACCCCCUUCUGUAUUCUACUUUGAAUUUUUGAGGGGUAGUGUGUGGGGAGGGUCCAUGAACACCCAGAAUUCAGUUAUGAUCUCAGGGUUAUUUGGGUGGGUGGGAGGGAUGGAAAGUAGGUGUUUGUUGAGUGGAGACGUUCAUGAUUGAUCUGUUUCAAUAACUGAUGCAGCCUUCCUGGAGCACUACAUCAGAAUAUGUCCUGUCGCCCAGUUUCCACCACCAUCUUGUGCAGUGUUAAAACUUAAGACCUUGAUGCAGUUCUAAAGAUCUCAUGCUGCAAGGUUGCAGGCUCAUAUCCUCCACCCCAGCUGUUCUGUUGUGGCUCUUGCAUUGCUGUUCUGUGCUGCUGUUCACAACCCUCCUGAUCUUUACCAGGAAGCUGCAACUAUUUGGAGCACAUAGCAAAAGGCUCAAAUCUGAGAUUUGCAUCUCAUUGGAGCUCAUGUGGGACAGAACCUGCCACAUGCACACUCUGAUAUGUGAAGAAAAAACAGAAACAGUACCAUAAAAAUGAGUCUUUUUUAGAUGGAUUCCUUAACAUCUUUGGGUGUUGAAUAGCCAGAUGGCACAAAUGUUAAUAUGGGAAUAUGAUGAUGGGAAUUCUGCCUAGAAAACCAAAAAGUCUCAGCUGAAGUUUGAAGGAGGGAAUUGACAUGCUGCCGACUUGGGCACAUUUGUCUAAAGUCAAGCUCUCUUGAGUCUUACUCUACCUGUACCUUAGGGAAGAAAAGCAGGAAAGUAUUCCUUCACAUAAACUUUUGCCUCAUUAUCCUGGUGGUCAAUCCCUUUUUCUGCCUCUUUCUGUAUAUCUUUAGUCCAUGAAUGAAUAUCUUUUGCCACGUUUGUUUCACUGGCAUACUAGUGUUUUAAAAACACACACUUUCCCUUUUUUUUUAAAGAAAGGUUUAGCUUUUAGGUGGCAUUUUAGACAUUGUAUGAAAUUUUAAUUUGUAAAAAAAAAAUGUUUUAAUUUUUGUUGUUGGUGGUGUCUCAUUGCUGGAAAAAAAAAUAUUUGCUCUGCUAUUUUCCCAUUUUGGAUUAAAGACACCCAAUACAUCAGA